AUGGUUGCUCCUUUAGUUAAAGUACCUAUCCUAGGUAAAGAAACCAUCCAUGUCGGGUAUAAGAUCCAUUCGCAUAUAGUGGAAACGAUCUACAAACAUUGUUCCUCAUCCACAUAUGUGAUCAUAAAUGAUACAAAUCUAUCAAAAGUUUCAUAUUAUAAAUCUCUUUUAAAUGAAUUCCAAUCAUCGUUACCACAGGAAUCACGUAUUCUUACAUACGAAGUUAGCCCCGGCGAAGCUAAUAAAUCAAGAGAAACAAAGGCGUCCAUUGAAGAUUAUCUUUUAAAGCAAGGAUGUACCCGUGACACAGUGAUCAUCGCCAUUGGAGGUGGUGUCAUCGGUGAUAUGAUAGGGUUCGUUGCUGCCACUUUCAUGAGAGGUGUCAGAUUCAUUCAAAUCCCUACCUCGUUAUUGGCAAUGGUAGAUUCAUCCAUUGGUGGGAAAACAGCUGUAGAUACUCCAUUAGGGAAAAAUUUCAUCGGUGCAUUUUGGCAGCCAGAGUUUGUCCUUGUAGAUAUCAUGUGGUUAAGUUCUUUACCUAGAAGAGAAUUCAUUAAUGGGAUGGCUGAAGUUAUUAAAACUGCAGCCAUUUGGAAUGCUGAAGAAUUUACCAGACUGGAAGAUAACGCUAUUAAGUUCUUAGAAGUGGUUAAUAACGGGGACAGUGAUGAAAGUACUGCCAUUGAAACUAUCUUAAAUCAUGUUUAUAAAUUGGUUUUGGAAAGUAUUAAAGUCAAAGCUGAAGUGGUAUCUUCUGAUGAAAGAGAAUCAGGUUUAAGAAACUUACUGAAUUUUGGACAUUCAAUUGGCCAUGCCUAUGAAGCUAUCUUAACCCCACAAGCUUUACAUGGUGAAUGUGUCUCGAUUGGUAUGAUCAAAGAGGCUGAAUUGUCUCGUUAUUUAGGUAUCUUGUCACCAACACAAGUAGCUCGUCUUUCCAAGAUAUUAUCGGCCUACGGUCUUCCAAUUGCUCCAGAAGAAAAGUGGUUUAAAGAUCUAACAUUAAAUAAGGAAACUCCACUGAAUGUUUUGCUAGAUAAAAUGAGUAUUGACAAGAAAAAUGCAGGCUCCAAAAAGAAAGUUGUCUUACUGGAAGCCAUUGGGAAAUGUUACGGUACUUCAGCACAUUUCGUUACAGAUGAAGAUUUAAGAUUUAUCUUGACUGAUGAAACCUUAGUUUACCCGUUCACUGUUAAUGAGACCAAUACAAAUGAAAAAUUCAUCACGCCACCUGGUUCAAAAUCUAUUUCAAAUCGUGCUCUAAUAUUAGCUGCACUAGGUAAAGGGCAAUGUAAAAUUAGGAACUUGCUACAUUCUGAUGACACAAAAUAUAUGUUAUCUGCUAUUCAAGAUUUAAAUGCUGCCACGAUCACUUCGGAGGAUAAUGGUGAAACAAUUGUCAUAGAAGGACAUGGUGGUGAAGCCUUGUCUGCUUGUCCAAACGAAUUAUAUCUAGGUAAUGCAGGUACUGCCUCCAGAUUCUUAACUUCGGUGGCUGCUUUAGUAAAUUCUACCCCUACUAAGGAUCACGUUAUUUUGACUGGUAAUGCUAGAAUGCAACAAAGGCCAAUUGGCCCCUUAGUAGAUUCUUUACGUAUCAAUGGUAUUAAAAUCGAUUAUGUAAAAUCUGAAGGUUGCUUACCAAUCAAAGUCGACACUUCAUCUGUCUUCCAAGGUGGCAGAAUUGAAUUGGCAGCAACUGUUUCAUCGCAAUAUGUAUCAUCCAUCUUAAUGUGUGCUCCUUAUGCUCAAGAACCAGUUACAUUAUCACUUGUUGGAGGUAAACCAAUAUCUAUAUUAUAUGUUGAUAUGACCAUUAAAAUGAUGGAAAAGUUUGGAGUUAAUGUUAUAAAAUCAAAAACGGAACCAUAUACUUACCAUAUUUCAAAGGGGACUUACGUUAAUCCAAAGGAAUACGUGAUAGAAAGUGAUGCUUCUAGUGCAACUUAUCCAUUAGCAUUUGCUGCAAUGACUGGUACUACAGUUACUGUUUCAAAUAUCGGUUACGAAUCAUUACAAGGUGAUGCAAAAUUCGCACCAUUAGUCUUAGGACCAAUGGGUUGUACAGUUAAACAAACUGCUACAUCUACAACUGUUACUGGUCCAAAAGUUGGAUCUUUAAAACCAUUAAAACACGUCGAUAUGGAACCUAUGACUGAUGCAUUCCUAACUGCAUGUGUCGUUGCUGCUAUUGCUCACGAUGAUGGUGACUCUAAAUCUGAAAACAUAACAACAAUUGAAGGUAUUGCUAACCAACGUGUUAAAGAAUGUAAUAGAAUUUUAGCUAUGGCUACUGAAUUAGAGAAAUUCGGCGUAAGAACAAAGGAAUUACCCGAUGGUAUUCAAGUUUAUGGUCUAAACUCAUUAAAAGAUUUACAAUGUCCUGCAGCCCAAGGUAUUCAUUCUUACGAUGAUCAUCGUGUUGCCAUGAGUUUUUCAUUGUUAGCUGGAAUGGUAUCCACUGCUCCAAAUGGUGUAAGAAUUCAAGAAAGACAUUGUACAGCAAAAACAUGGCCAGGUUGGUGGGACGUUCUUCAUACCAAGUUAGGAGCUAAAUUAGACGGAUGCGAACCCACAAAAGGCUCCACAAUAACAAAUAAUAGUAAUAAUGUCAGAAAAAGUGUUGUUAUUAUCGGUAUGAGAGCUGCUGGGAAAACUACUAUAAGUAAAUGGUGUGCUACAACGCUUGGUUAUAAAUGGGUUGAUCUUGAUGAUUUAUUUGAAGAACAAUAUGCAGAUGGCUCUAUUAAAGAUUUUGUCGCCAAAUUUGGUUGGGAGAAAUUCCGUUCCGAAGAAACAAGAAUCUUUAAAGAAGUUAUUGAACAAUAUGGGGAUAAAGGUUAUGUUUUCUCUACAGGUGGUGGUAUUGUUGAAAAUGCUGAAUCUAGAGUUCAUUUGAAGAAAUUUGUGUCACAAGGUGGUAUAGUCAUGCAUUUACAUAGAGAUAUUGAAGAAACUAUCGUUUUCUUGAAAUCUGAUCCUACUAGACCUGCAUUUGUUGAAGAAAUUAGAGAGGUUUGGGAAAGAAGAGAAAAAUGGUAUAAAGAUUGUUCUAAUUACACAUUCUUCGCUCCACAUUGUUCUACAGAAGUCGAAUUCCAAAAUCUGAGAAGAGCAUUUGGCAAGUUUAUUUUAUUUAUUUCAGGGUUAAAACAAACUGUAAUUCCAACUAAAAGAUCUGCAUUUGUUUGUCUAACAUUUGAAGAUUUAGCAGAGCAUGACACGAAACUAACUCCUAUUACUUAUGGUUGUGAUGCUGUUGAAGUCAGAGUGGAUCAUUUAGCUAAUUAUGAUCCUGAUUAUGUCAAUAGACAGUUAUCAAUUUUACGUACAUCUACAGAUAGUCUUCCUAUCAUAUUUACAAUUCGUACCAAGAAACAAGGUGGUAAUUUCCCAGAUGAAGAAUACGAAGCCAUCGAAGAGUUAUACAAGACAGCAUUAAAAUCUGGGGUAGAAUAUAUUGAUUUAGAAUUAACAUUACCUACAUCUAUCCAAUAUAAUGUCUUAAAUAAUAAGAGAUUUACUAAGAUAAUUGGAUCUCACCAUGAUUUUGCUGCUGCAUACCCAUGGGGUGAUGCUGAAUGGGAAAAUAGAUACAUCCAAGCAUUAGCCUUAGACGUUGACAUCAUUAAAUUUGUAGGUACAGCUACUAAAUUUGAAGAUAAUCUAGUACUUGAAAAAUUCAGAGACGCACAUAAAGAAAAACCGUUGAUCGCUAUAAAUAUGACUGAAUGUGGUAAGAUUUCUCGUGUAUUAAAUACAGUAUUGACCCCAAUCACUUCUCAUUUGUUACCAAGUGCAUCAGCUCCAGGUCAAUUGACAUUAAAGCAAAUCAAUGAAAUUUAUACAUCAAUGGGUGGGUUAUCUUCCAAGGAAUUUUUCGUAGUCGGUACACCAAUUGGUCAUUCAAGAUCCCCAAUUUUGCAUAAUACAGGCUAUGAACUGUUAGGCUUACCAUACAACUUUGAUAAAUAUGAAACGGACUCUGCUGAAGUUAUCUCUAAAGAAUUAUUAGAAGGUAAACCUAACCUAGGUGGGUUAGCAGUCACCAUUCCAUUAAAACUAGACAUAAUUAAAUAUAUGAGUGAAUUAACUGAUGCUGCCAAAGCUAUUGGUGCUGUCAAUACUGUUAUUCCCUUAGGUAAUAAAACUUUCAGAGGUGAUAAUACUGAUUGGCUAGGUAUUAAAAAUUCCUUAGUGAGUAACGGAGUUCCAGAAUCUGUUAAAGGUACAGCUGGAUUAAUCAUUGGUGCCGGUGGUACCUCAAGGGCAGCCGUUUUCGCCUUACACAAAAUGGGGUGUUCCAAGAUUUUCAUGAUUAAUAGAACGACUCCUAAAUUAGAGGAGUUGAAAGAAAGCUUCCCAACGGAAUUCAAUAUUGUUGUCGUCAAUUCUAUUGAACAAGCUGAACAAGCUAAAGAACCCGUAGGAAUUGCUGUCAGUUGCGUUCCAGCAGACAAACCGUUGGAUCCUACAUUAUUAAGUAAAUUAGAAAGAUUUUUGACUAAGGGUUUGAAUGCUGGUUUCCCACCAACUCUUUUAGAUGCUGCUUACAAACCUGCAGUGACGCCAAUUAUGAGAUUGGCAAAGGAUAAAUAUGAAUGGCAAGUGGUUCCAGGAGCUCAAAUGUUAGUUCAUCAAGGUGUUGCUCAAUUUGAGAAAUGGACUGGAUUUAAAGCUCCAUAUAAGGCCAUUUUCCAAGCAGUUACUACUGACUAA
Molecule: messenger RNA, 4719 nt
Organism: Naumovozyma dairenensis CBS 421
Lineage: Eukaryota; Fungi; Ascomycota; Saccharomycetes; Saccharomycetales; Saccharomycetaceae
Exons: 1
Coding region: 1-4719 (1572 amino acids)
Biological process (GO): chorismate biosynthetic process; aromatic amino acid biosynthetic process
Cellular component (GO): cytoplasm
Molecular function (GO): shikimate 3-dehydrogenase (NADP+) activity; 3-dehydroquinate synthase activity; 3-dehydroquinate dehydratase activity
Source: RefSeq, a predicted model, not a curated record